This is a messenger RNA of Mesoplodon densirostris (Blainville's beaked whale), 3243 nucleotides long. RefSeq names its product YOD1 deubiquitinase (gene YOD1). Gene Ontology annotation, biological process: endoplasmic reticulum unfolded protein response; protein deubiquitination. Bases 1 to 1047 code for a protein of 348 amino acids. The record is from RefSeq and is a predicted model, not a curated record. Gene Ontology annotation, molecular function: cysteine-type deubiquitinase activity. Lineage: Eukaryota; Metazoa; Chordata; Mammalia; Artiodactyla; Ziphiidae. The transcript is spliced from 2 exons. Gene Ontology annotation, cellular component: cytosol; nucleus.
AUGCUUGGACCGGCGAAGGGUGGCUAUUUUGGAGUCCACCCGCCGGCUUCUUACCUCGGCGGCGUCUGCCAACCUGCUGCCGGGAUCAAAGCUGGUCCCACGUGUGUCUGGCCUGUGGGCAGCCGGACCGACACGAUGUGGCGGCUCCGCUGCAAGGCCAAGGAUGGCACCCAUGUUUUGCAGGGGUUGUCCAGCCGGACCCGGAUGCGGGAACUCCAGGGCCAAAUUGCCGCCAUCACCGGGAUCGCCCCCGGCUGUCAGCGAAUCCUCGUAGGAUACCCGCCCGAGUGCCUGGACCUCAGCAACGGGGAUACCAUUCUGGGGGAUUUGCCCAUUCAGUCAGGCGACAUGCUGAUUGUUGAAGAAGACCAAACCAGGCCCAAAAUGUCACCUGCAUUCACAAAACAUGGUGCUCCUAGUUACAUCAGGGAAACUUUGCCUGUGCUUGCCAGAGCGGUGGUCCCAGCAGACAACUCUUGCCUCUUUACCAGUGUGUACUAUGUCGUUGAAGGAGGAGUCUUGAAUCCAGCUUGUGCCCCUGAGAUGAGACACCUCAUAGCACAAAUUGUAGCAAGUGAUCCAGACUUCUAUAGCAAGGCAAUACUGGGAAAAACAAAUCAAGAGUACUGUGACUGGAUCAAAAGGGAUGAUACUUGGGGUGGAGCUAUUGAGAUAUCCAUUUUGUCUAAGUUUUAUCAAUGCGAAAUAUGUGUGGUGGAUACACAGACAGUACGAAUUGAUCGUUUUGGGGAAGAUGCAGGAUAUACCAAAAGGGUCCUGCUUAUUUAUGAUGGCAUCCACUAUGAUCCGCUUCAGCGUGUCUUCCCCAACCCAGACACCCCUCCUCUGACCAUUUUCUCCUCUAAUGAUGAUAUUGUUCUUGUGCAAGCACUGGAAUUAGCAGAUGAAGCUAGAAGCAAGAGACAAUUUACUGAUGUAAACCGCUUCACCCUGAGAUGCAUGGUAUGUCAGAAGGGAUUAACUGGACACGCAGAAGCAAGGGACCAUGCCAAGGAGACAGGCCAUACCAACUUCGGAGAAGUGUGAUCCAUGCAUAAUGAGGAUUGACGCCUACUACCUCACAGAUCCAGAAGGUUCUGGGUUUUCCAAUAAGCUAUUCGUAACCCUAAAGAACAAAAGGACACAAUGCUUGAACCAUCCUUUUAACCUAAAGCCACUAAGACACUGCAUUCCUUGUUAAGAUUAAAAUUAGUGUGCAAGUUUACAGAUAUGUGUCUACAGUGGUGAUACAUGCCCUCUUUCUGCUGGGGUGACAGUAUAGGUGGUCCUUGCUACCUACUGACACUAACCUGAAGAUAGAGUUUUAGUAUUAUAAACUAGCACCCAGCAGCAUUAACUUGUAGAAGAAAACAACUUCAUAUUUUGGGUAAUGCGAAAGGCCUCAGGUGAGGCCACCGGACAUAAACCACAGUGUCUCCGGUAAUUGAGUCCUUUUAAAAACUGAGUUAAUAGUUUCUAAAUUAUAAAUUGAUUCCUCAAGUGAAGAUACUCAGAAUUGUCAAAACUGAUUUAUAUUGCAACUUGGUAGACUUUAUAAAUGUGUACUUCACCAGUUAUAAGUACAUAACAAGCAAUUUUUACAGGGUUGAGUCUAUUCCUUGAGAACGUUACCUAACAACAAGAACUGAUAGUGCCCAGUUAAGGAUUUCUAGUGUUAUAAAAGUAGAAUGUGUGAGGGAGGAGGUGCCUGAGCAGAUUACUGAAGCUUUAAAAGACCGUUGGCCUCAUGUUUUAAUGCAACUCAUUUAUUCAUCUUUGUCGCAUUGGAUAAAACUUUAACAUUCAGCAGGAUAUUUUUUUUAAUUGUAGUUCCUUGAAAUUUGAAUGCUCUAUUUUUGCCUUUCUACCUAAGAUUUACCUGGAGGGAUUUGAUUUCCUCAGCUUUUUGUUAAGAGCACUUCCUCCGACUCCUAAGAAAACUUUUCAUCUAAAAUUAUAACGUGCUUUGGUUUGGUUUUUGUGAGAUCUUUGGCUACCUAAACAGAAUUUGUUUUCAUGCUAGCCUUAUCCCACCACUAAUGCUCUUUUAAAUGAUUUCAUGUGUCUGAAAAUUAGCGCUUCUAUCCACCAUCUUUUACCUUGACCUUUGCAUAGUUUUAAAGUAAUCGGGAUAAUAAUAUUGAAUGAAUUUGUUUCACUUACAAAAUAUGACAGUUUUUAAAUCUUUGCCUUAUUCAGCCUUCUCAGAAUUCUGCUUCAUACUGAUAUUAGAUGCGUAGCCAUUUGCUUGGUGGGCUAAUCCACAAGGCACGCCCUCUAAAAUUUAGCUUCACUAUGAGAUCUUCCAGAUAAAAGUUUUCUACCUCUUUUCUUAAUUCUUCUGACGAUCAGGGAUGCUAAAUUAUAAUUUGAUAUGCAUUAUCUUACAUAAUGUGAAGAGGCCUAAUAUUGUAAAAUUUUAUUAUCUUGGUCUCAUUUGUGAUUAAGUAUCUCACUUAGAAAACCAAUGGUAUGGGAAUUCCCUGGCGGUCCAGCGGUUAGGACUCCAUGCUUUCAUUGCCAAGGGCACGAGUUCAAUCCUUGGUUGGGGAACUAAGGUCCCACAAGCCAGCCGUGUGGCGUGGCCAAAAAAAUAAAAACAAACCCAAUGGUAUACUUUAAAGCACAUAUAUAUUUUAGCAUAUCUUCUUGGCAAGUGUUUCAAAAUUGAGAUUUACUUUUAGCACUUUCACUUGGUAGAGAUAGCCAUAUAAAAUUAAGGAAUAUGUAAACAAUUUAGGAGAAAUGUACCUUUAAGGAACUGUUCACAAAAUAUGCUUGAAAUCAUUAGAUGACAUUUCUUGAGUACCUUUUGUGUGAAUAGGUCUUUUAGGCAUUAUAAGUUAUUGUGGUCACUAUAACUCAAAAGUGUUUAAUUUUCUAUUUAACUAAGCCUUAAAAGUAGCACUUGUGACUUUUUGAAACUUAAUGUUUGGCGAUCAUAAUGUGUACAAAUGAAUAUGAUUGAAUAUCUCUUUGUACCUUUCUGUCAUCAGGUCUAAAAGGAUUUUGUAUCUUAUUUCCCCCAGAAAAUAUUAAGUUUAAAGCUGUAGGUUAAGAAUAUACCACUGGGUAGCACCCACCAAAUUGAGCUUUAUGCAUCAUUAUUCAUAAACCUUGCCUUCCUUUCUUAAGUAUUUCAGGGGCCAAACUUGAUACUUGCUUACUGGAACUUUAGAGAAGUCUAUUCAUGCAACAGAUAUUUAUUGAGUAAUUUAUAAUGUCAGGCAUAUAUUGAUGUUU